GCUGGAACUAGUUAGUUGAUGGCCGGCAGUGGAACGAGUAACAUUGAAUCGGUUGGCUGGUAGCACUAGGCGCGCACGGACGUUACAAAUUGCCUGUCUUUUGAUUAAUAAACAAAAACCUUGGCUAGUGUGUAUAUUUUAUUUUUGGUGUAAAAGGAAAUGAAAUUCAUAAUCAAAGAAAAGUGAACGCGCUUAUUUAUUACACGAAUAAAAAGUAGAGAAAAUUUUAGGAAGAAAAAAUACGUCAGCGUGCGUAAAAGCGUAAGCGUUAGAAGUGUUUUUUUUUCGGGCGUAUUUCAACGUAUACACUUGAUAGGGUUGAUCGGAAGCGCCACUGCUGGAGUAGUAUCUAUAAAUGUUUGUAUCGCCGCGUCUUCCGCGCAUAAAUCACUUUCGCGUGUCAGGGUAUAGUACGUACGUGCGCGUGUGUGUGUAAGUUUUCCGGGCUUUGCUGUUGGGUGGCGGCGCAUAAUCAUUUUACCACCUUCUUUGGCUAAAUUUUUCGUCCCAACUAUUAUCUAGGCGGCUACACUUUCGCACGCGCUCGCUCGCCUCUGGCGUCCGCAACGAUGAGUGUUGUGUCUUCAACUCUGCUGGCUCAACAAGUCAACAACUGGCAAUUGGAGGAUUUUGCUUGCUUUCGAAAAUGUGGCGAAAUUACCGUGUCCCCCGAUGCGCAAACUUAUGGCAUGAAUUGUUGCUUUUGCGCUGGUAUUUGCUUGCAAUUCGAUGUUUUUAUAGAGCAUAUGCGCGAGGUGCACGCGGAGCGGAUCAGUGCGCUGUAUCAGCAAUCGGAAACGCCGCCGCUCGCGGAGGGGAAAGGCGAACAGAGCACACAAACAACGUGCGCAGAAAUGGAAACCUAUUACGUUGACGCGGCUAAUGCCGUCGCCCCUGCCAUCGACGAUUUUGAUAUUGAUGUAGAAUGCAUUGAUGGCGAUGAAUGCGCUUUCAGUUACAACACGAACAACAACUAUAAUUGCGGCGCUGCCGUAGGCGCUCUUGCUGACGCUAGCAGUGACACUGAAAGCGGCUCCACCGCCGCUCUCGCCGCCAAUGCCGCGAAAUCUCGCGUUCCACGAUAUCAGCUACGCCGUCAGCGCACAGCUGGUGUAGAAAAUAGGGCAAUCGAAGAUAAGUCGCGCAAAGUAUGCAGUUGGAAUGAAGCGCCGUCAGCAAAAUGUAAUGGGACUUUGGGAAAAUUUAAAACACUUACGACAACACAAACACCACCAACACCCGCGCCCACACCAUCACCAUGGACAACGCCAGUGCAGAAUGGCCGCAGGGAAGAAGGAACCACAGCGACAGUGACAGAAAGUGUAAGCGAAAUACUUGACAUAGCAAUGGACACACCUGGUGUGCAUGGUGCCGGCGAUUGCUUGGGGGUGGCAAUAGAUAUGGCCGAUGUCGUUGGUGUGGCCGGGGCUGUGCAUGUGACUGGUAUGGAUGAGGCGCAGCAUGGACCGGAAGCGCCGCAAGAAGUGGACUUGGUAUAUGUAAUGGAAAGUGCAACGCCAGACGGUAUUAUUGAGGAAGAAACCGUUGUGGAUCCAUUCGAAAUGGUGCAAGGCUGGCGGCGUUCAACAGACUCGUCCGAGUGUGCAGAAAAUGAUGUACCCAGUCACCCAGGAUUACGCAAAAACUUAAUAGCAUUGCCGUUGAGCGCGUCGAAAGCGCAAGGUUGCGAAAAGCCUUUGGUCAACGAGAAUGAGCACAGUACUGAAGUCAUCUUCUAUCUGUUGGAGGCCUACAAAAAGCACGAAAAACUCUGGAAUCCCAAUCAUCCACAAUAUAAAUACAAUGCCAAUCGCAAGAUGUUCGAAGAACUAUCGCGUCCACUGUUGCGUGACAUGAAUUACUCAUUGGACGGCUCGGAGAUCUAUGCGAUCAUUAAGAGUUUGCGUUCACGCUAUCGACUUGAGUUGGCCAAAGCACGCGAACGUAAGGGCAAGUACAAAACACGUUUUAAAUAUUUUGAGAAAAUGGAAUUCUUGCGAGAUGUUAUUGAGAAUAAGCGUGCGGCACGCAAAGUUAAGAAACACCUUGACUGCUCAGCAUCUGAAAAGUCUUUGGAUGAAGACUGUACAGAAACGACACGUUCCACGCAUAACCAUGCCGUACUUACUUACCUCUUGGAUGCCUUUAGAGGGCAGGAAGCGCUCUGGAAUCCACAGCAUCCGGAUUAUUUGCUAUGUAAUAAGAAUGAACUGAUGCGUGAAAUCUCAAUACAAUUGUUGUUGGAGAAGAACGUUAGCAUGUCGGCGGACGAUUGCUUUACAGAGAUACAAAAAUUGCGCACGCGCUAUCGUCGAGAGUUGCGAAUCGUACACGAACACAAAGGGCUGUAUGCGCCCAAAUUGUGGUGCUUUGAACAGAUGGAAUUUCUGCAGAAAAUAUUCGAGGAUCAGCUGCUUGAUCGGCUAAAAAAGCGCAGAGGUGUGAUCGCUUGCAAACCCAAAACGCAGUACUUAAAAGCUAAAUCUAUAGACUUCAAGAGCACCGAUGACCAUCUAACUUUCAUCGAAAUCUACAAAAGUUAUUCCGCACUCUGGGAUGUCGAUCAUCCCGACUACCGUUCGACCACCUAUCGCAAUGAAGAACUCAAUCAAAUGCUAGAGGAAGUUAAUCUAAUGCUGGGCAUUAAUAGCACAUUGGAAGAACUGCAAAAAACUUUAUAUGAGCUGCGAAAAGAGUUUUCAGCAGAAAAGCAUAAGCGGCUGAUCGAAACGAGCGAUACAGCGACAUCAUUGCCAUCACUACCUUCACCGUCAAUUAUACAAACGAAGUUAAUAGAAUUUCUCGAUUUGAAUUUGGGUCCAUUUCGUUGUGAUGUUUGCGCUGAACUUAUAAAAACCUCUGAUCAGUAUAAGAUUCAUAUGUCCGGACAUGAUGGCAUGCAACCGUUUAUUUGUACGCUUUGCGGCAAGGGUUUUCAAAUACCAGGCAAUCUCACAAUUCAUAUACGACGACACAAGGGCGACUUUCCGUAUUCGUGUGAAGUGUGUGAUAAGAAAUUUGCUACAUCCACGGAGGUUGCGAUUCACAUGCGAAGUCAUACAGGUGAGCGCCCCUAUAUCUGUGAGCUGUGUGACAAAUCCUUUAAAACCUGGUCAUUCUACGAUACUCACCGCCGUGCCCACCUAAAACAAUCCAAUUUCCUUUGUCCCAUCUGUGACAAGGCCUUCUAUGAGCGCAACCGUUAUACGGAUCACAUGAAUGGCCAUUUAAAUAUCCGAAAACAUGUCUGUGAUGUUUGUGGCAAGGCAUUUACAACGUUUGCCAACCUAAAGAAGCACACCGAAUUACAUUUGCCAGUGAAGAAGUAUAAAUGUGAUAUUUGUGGUCAAAGGUUUGCACAAUUUGCCAGUGUACGUUGGCACAAACGUAAGAUGCAUGCGCAAACGCAGGAACAACUCGAACAGAUGGAGCAGUAAAGCGCGAAUACUUAAAAAAGAAAGGACUUUCUUCGAAAUAUUUUAGCUUUACUGAAACCAUGUUUUAUUUAUUUUCAUAUUAAUAUUUAUAUAGAACUAUAUAUUGUAGUUAUGGCUAGUAAUUUAUUCGUUCGUAAGUAUAAUCUUUUAAUUAGAAAUUUGCCAGUAUAUUAACAUGUAUGUGAAAAUACAUAUCGCUAAGUUACGAGUGAAAUUUUGCUAAGUCCACCUAAAAAAAAUCAUAUUUGCAUAUAGGAAGCAAGACAAAUUAAAAUUGCAUCGUUUCCAAAAGAAUUAAGGUACUUGUUUUAUUUCUUUCCUUUUACAUUCAAUGAAAGGCAAAUUUUCUAAGUCUAAAAGAGGGCACAGAAAAUUCGGUA
Rhagoletis pomonella (apple maggot) is the source of this 3817-nucleotide messenger RNA. RefSeq lists its product as uncharacterized. The record is from RefSeq and is a predicted model, not a curated record. The coding region runs from base 570 to 3437 and encodes 955 amino acids. Gene Ontology annotation, cellular component: nucleus. The transcript has 6 exons. NCBI's taxonomy places the organism in Eukaryota, Metazoa, Arthropoda, Insecta, Diptera, Tephritidae.